CCUCACGGCCGAAGAUCUCUUCCUUCCACAACCUUUCAAUCAGCAGGGCCGCGAUAACGAUGCCGCCGUUUUUUGACAGAUCGCAACUGCAGACUGCGAUAGCGGCGCGCGCCCUUCCAGCACUCGAACUGCUUGCCGAACAGCCGAACCGGCUUGAACGAUCGCUCAACAACCGCUUUGAGCGCGAUGAUCCGCCGCCUUACGAGUCGUCGAGCGAAUCCGAAGCGGAAGAAGCACUGCGUCACCCAAUGUUCAGGCGGUCCGAAGACGACGCUCUCGAAGAGUUCAAAGACCUAGUUAGCCAACCCGCGACAUCCCAUCAGCCGGGCAAUGCAGCUCCGCGACAACCUGGCGUACGGCGAGCACGCCACGCCUCCUCCACGCUCCUCUCUUGGGGAUGACGCUUCUGCCACCGAGUCCGAGUCAUUUAUAAUCUCAAGACCUUGGUUCAUGUACUGGGCCGAGAGCUUCGAAUUCAUGACUAGGAGUCACCGAAUUCCUUGGGACCGACGAGGACACCACGAACCGGAACAAGAGAGCCGGGUGGAAAGAUGGUGGAAAGAACGGGGAGAGUGGAAAAGCGACUGGGAGGUACCGGGCUGGAAGUGGCGCCACGAGAGCCCGUCGCCGGAGCCAGAAGACCUGUCGCCCCUUAUCACCGACGACAUGGACUUCACACCUUCCGAAGUCGAUGCCCUUGAAGCCGUUCCGCCACCGUCGCCGCCACCCCCCUGGUAUAUGCGAUCUAUCCUGCCGGAGUACGCUGCAAAUGACCUUUCGCACCAGUCUUUCAUUUUCCAGAACGGCGACGCGGACCGGUUUCCUGACCACGAUAUACCCAACCACGACAUUGCUCCGCUGGACGCAGCCGCUGACGCGGCGGCCGAGCCCGAAGACCAACCCAUCCAGGAUGCGGAGCCACAGCCCCCCAACCCGCUUCCCCGUCGCCGUGGACGUCCACGCAAACAAAACCAGCCGGCACAGGUUGCGCCAGCGCCGCUACAAGCACCCCGGCGAAGCGCCCGGAUAGCUGCAAUAGCCGCCAACUUAGUACCGGCAACCCCUACGGUCACGACAGGUCGGAAAGCGAGCAAACGCCCCUCAAGAGCCGUUCCCGCCGCCCCACCACCCCGCAACACGCGGUCGACUGCGGACCCUCCGAAAAAGAGAGGCCGUCCACGGAAGACGCAGGACGCGGGCAUCGCAAAAGCGGCUGCUUCCCAAAGCAAGAGGGCGAGGAAGCCCAGCGGCGCGACAGGCACAGCGGCAAAGAAGACGGUCGCGGCUAUCGUGGAUGCGAGAGAAGGGCGGCGGCGCGCCAGCGGAUGUGAAAAGGGGAGCGGUCGUCCCAGGAAGACGCAGCUAGCCGGUUACUGAUGACUGAAUGAUGA
Molecule: messenger RNA, 1391 nt
Organism: Chaetomium strumarium
Lineage: Eukaryota; Fungi; Ascomycota; Sordariomycetes; Sordariales; Chaetomiaceae
Exons: 1
Coding region: 331-1377 (348 amino acids)
Molecular function (GO): DNA binding
Source: RefSeq, a predicted model, not a curated record